AUGGCUUCAGAGGUCCUAGGUACUCCUGGUGAUAAGACAGCUCUCGAGAGCCAAGGGAUUUCAGGCACUGAUGAGGUUACUGAGACCAUGCAGAUCCUGGAGGCUCAGGGAAUCGAAAAAGUGCAGGAUAUGGAUGAAGUUAUGCAGAUUGAUGAAUCAUUAAUGAUUCCUGAACUUGAACAGGUUUCUAUGGUAGGCGCAUAACUCUAAUUAAUGUUUAUUUGCAUCUUUGUAUUAUCAUAACAAUGGUAAACUACAUGUGCAGUUAUUUUACAACAAUAGUAAAACUCAAAAAUUCUAAAGUCUUGUUAUUACAGCCUGUACUCAUGUUGAAAGUUUGUUUUUUGUAGGAUACUCCAACUGGACAUGCUGGGAAUUGCACAACAUGCAAAACCCUGAGGAGUGAGGUGACUCAGUUAACGGGCAAACUCACAAGACUGAAGAGUAAGUUAAUCUCCAAUCAAGAUCAGUGGGUUGAAACCUUUAAGAGCAUACAAGAGCCGAAGCAGUUGCUGAUAGUGAAUGCUGGUGAGUCAACAAUAAUUGAUGUUGAUGAGUCAUAUAGGCAUAACUGCCUAUCUUUAUAUUUUUAUUAUAUUUUAUCAAUAUUUGAUUAUUUAAUAAUAAUUAAAAUUUUAAUGGUGAUAGAAUUUUUUAAAUUCCAUUUGUUUAAGUUAUUCAAACUGAUCCAUGGCCAGUAACAAAUGAGACAGAGUUAGGGCUAGAGGGUGAAUCAGAAGAUGAGCAGGAAAUGCAGGAUGACGCGUAUGAGGAGUUUGAGUGUGAUGAAGACCCUACAUGGAGUCCUGAAGAAAUCGAAGAUGCAUAUACAAAACUAAAGGAAGAUGAUGACUCGGUGAAGACUCAUCAGAACCCAAGGUACAAAGAUGCAAAAUUUAUUGCAUUUUAACAUCUUAGCUCUAAGUAUCCUCUGGGAAGUGAUUUAGGCCUAAAACUAACUUCCAGUAUGAGAGGAUCUAUUUAGAAACAAGACUACAUGAAAUUUGUUUUUUAAUUUACUCAGAUAAGAAUUGUAAAAAAAAAAGAAGAAGAAGAGGCAUAGCCAGCCCAUACACUGGAAGUCCCAGGCCUAAAAAUGUUUGGUUUGUCCACUCAACCACUUGUAAUAAAUUAUGCAUCGUUGGGGUGGGCUAGAUAGCUUAAGGGCUCAAAGUUGUCAUGUGUGCAAUCAACAGAAUUAUUAUAAAAAAGCAUUUUUCAGGAUGUAUGUGAGAAUAAAAUCCCAACCCACAAUUAGCCAGGUUUACAACAAGUUGAAAAACUGGCAACACCCUGAGAAAAACAAUAAAAAUGAUAAUCAUUUUUUUUAUUGUUAUUUUAUUAUUUCAGAUGCUAUGAUUAAAUGAGUAUUUCCUUUCAAUCAUUUUUUACAGGUUGGAUCUACAAGGAAAAAACAUUCGAGAGGAACCGAAGGAAAUUGUUUUCCUUUCCAAACUUCUUCUUUUGUUUCAGUUCUGCCACUUGUGCUUCUUUUCAAAACCCAAACUUUCUGUAUCACAGACAGGUACCUUGUUAACCGUAGAAAGUUUCUGCAGAAACUGUAGCCAGACAAAAGUCUGGAAGAGUCAACCAGACCUGCUAGGAAAGUUUCCAGCAGGUAACCUGCUAUUAAGUUUUGCAGUGCUCUGUGAGCCAAAUGAAAAGAAAGAAACGAUACAUUAA
Messenger RNA from Porites lobata, 1683 nucleotides. NCBI's taxonomy places the organism in Eukaryota, Metazoa, Cnidaria, Anthozoa, Scleractinia, Poritidae. The record is from the annotation of a GenBank genome assembly.